Messenger RNA from Westerdykella ornata, 1716 nucleotides. RefSeq lists its product as uncharacterized. Gene Ontology annotation, biological process: polysaccharide metabolic process. The coding region runs from base 1 to 1716 and encodes 571 amino acids. Gene Ontology annotation, cellular component: fungal-type vacuole. NCBI's taxonomy places the organism in Eukaryota, Fungi, Ascomycota, Dothideomycetes, Pleosporales, Sporormiaceae. Gene Ontology annotation, molecular function: glucan 1,4-alpha-glucosidase activity. The transcript is spliced from 3 exons. The record is from RefSeq and is a predicted model, not a curated record.
AUGGCUGUAGGUGAAACAGCGGCAUUCCCCUCAUUACGGAGACGUUUAUCUAGACAGGAGUCGACCACGAGACGAUUUCCAGACCGCCAUGGCUUCAACCCUUCUCAACUCCUAGACCCUUUCUCUUUCCUCAUCUUUCCCUUCCUGUUCCCAACACUCUUAAAUAGCGAUAGAGCACGUACAUGGUUAAGCAUGCUAUGCUUGAUCUUAUUUCUCUCAACUCUGUACUUCGUGGUAUCACCGUUUGCGCAAUUACAAGAUUGGCACGAGCGAACAGUCCUCAAUAACACUCUCGAGAGCUGGAUUGAAGUCGAAGAAGAGGUAGCUUUGCAUAGGCUCCUUGCCAAUAUAUCCCCAGGGGGACGCAAUGUCCCAGAUGCAGCCAGAGGCAGCGUGAUUGCGAGUCCCAGUCGGGUACACCCGCCCUAUUACUUUCAAUGGGUGCGAGACGCAGCAAUCACCACAGCAACUCUGCUUGACAUCUACCUCGACGACCCACCAUCACCUCUCUCGUCCAACAUAUCAGCCAUCUUGGACGACUACGCGACUCUCCAGCUUCAACUGCAGCGCACCGCGAACCGCUCCGGUACCUUCGCCGACCUCUCUGGCCUGGGGGAGCCCAAAUUCCACGCCAACGGCAGCCCCUUCAACGACGACUGGGGCCGGCCCCAACGCGAUGGUCCCGCUCUGCGCGCAAUCACAAUGAUGAAGUACAUUCGCGCAUAUAAUGCCUCUUAUCCCUCCCUCUGGACCAUCGCCAAUGGGCGCACGUGGUUCGACCGUUUCUAUUCCCCGUCCUUGCCACCGAACAGCAUCAUCAAGGCGGAUCUCGAGUACGUGGCGAGGUACUGGGAUGCGAGUGGUUUCGAUCUCUGGGAGGAAGCGCAAGGGCGGCAUUUCUUCACGGCAAUGGUGCAGCUCAAGGCGUUGCGGGAGGGCGCUGGGCUCGCACGAGCGUUUGGAGAUGAAGGCGCGGCGGCGUGGUAUCUGGCGCAGGCGCAACCUCUAGAGGGUCUCGUGAGGAGCUUCUGGGAUGGGAAUAAGGGAUAUCUGGUAGCUACGCUCGCGUCUCAGCGUAGCGGACUGGAUUGUGCGAUUCUACUCGGCUCUCUGCACGGCUAUCCAUCGAGCGGGUUUGCGAGCCAGCCCAUCUACCCGCCUUACUCGGACGAGGUUCUCGCGUCGCUGCUUGCGUUUACAAAAGACCAGGCAUUUCGAUUCCCCAUCAACAGCGCAGAACCGUCCGAGGAUUCACGAUCGAUGAGGGGCGUUGGUCUGGGUCGCUAUCCCGAAGACGUAUACGAUGGCUAUGGCAUCGAUCCUCAAGGCGGACAUCCCUGGUUCCUGUGUACGUCUUCGCCGGCGCAGGUCCUGUACCGAACGGCGUCGUAUCUCGCAUCCCAACCAAACUUUACGAUCACGUCCCUUGGAUUACCGUUUUAUACCGCACUUCUAGGUCCCUCCUCUCCCGUCACACUCCAGCCAGAUGUUCCUUACCAGUCCACCGGCCUGGAGUUCCGGAGUAUACUGCAGCGGCUACGCAGCACGGGCGACGAGUUCCUCGAGGUGGUGCGGAGGCAUGCGAGCCGCGAGGGCAGUAUGAGCGAGGAGUUUGAUCGGGUGACGGGGUUUGAAAGGGGCGCGAGGGACCUGACGUGGAGUUAUGGGGCGUUUUUGGAUGCUGCGAGGGCUAGGAGGGAGAUGCUGCUGGCAUGA